GCUUAGUUCAUUUGUAUUGCUCGUGGACGACGGUUGUGUUUUAAGUCUGAUCUUGCCGCGAGUCGCGUGUGACUUACAAAACUGUUUUCGCGCGUAUCAAGUGUUGCUUGAGCUUGUUGUUUUAGUGGCUUUAGUGAAGUGAGUGUUGUGUCCUAUAUAAUUUCUGUGUGCUGUAGACGAUGACCGCGUGUGUUUGACGUGGGGAUGUAUCCUAGCGCGGGCGCGAUGAACGCCGCUGCAGCCGCCGCUGCCGUGGCGGCCGCUAGGCACCCGGGUCCACCGCAACCCGGGCAACCUAUCAAAUUCACGGUGGGUGAAUCCUGUGACCGAAUCAAAGAGGAAUUCAACUUCCUUCAGGCUCAAUAUCACAAUUUAAAAUUAGAAUGCGAGAAACUGGCUAGUGAAAAAAUAGAAAUUCAAAGGCAUUAUGUUAUGUACUAUGAAAUGUCGUAUGGACUCAAUGUGGAAAUGCACAAACAGACGGAGAUCGCGAAGAGAUUAAACGCUAUAAUAGCGCAAAUAUUACCUUUCCUUUCACAAGAACACCAGCAGCAAGUGGCGUCGGCGGUCGAGCGGGCGAAACAGGUCACCAUGACUGAACUCAACGCCAUCAUUGGGCAACAAAGGCCAGACCUGCCUCGGCUCCUGCAACAGAUGCACGCUGCUCACCUGCCAGCCCACGGCGCACCGCCGCUACCUCUACUGGGCCAAGGAGCCCUUCCGCCUGCGGGCCUGCUGGGCCUCGGCGUACCUCACCAUCCCUUAUCUGUACUAGCGAAACCUCCAGAUAUACAUAGGCCGGACGAUAAGGGCAACGGUAUCAGUUCAGCAGAGGAACGGCAUAGAAAUUCAAUAUCGCCCGGUGAGCGAGAAAAAUAUAGAACAAGAAGUCCAGCCGAACCAGACCACAAAAAACUUAAAAAGGAAGAAAAAGAUAUGGGACAUGAAUUAGUAGUAGAUGACGCUAGCGAAGAACCUACGUCUCCACACAACGGUGCUCCUUCUCCACGUGAAAAUGGACUCGACAAAUUACAACCUAAGAAAGAACACCCGCCACACAGUCCGAGAUCUGGAACGUCGAGUAAUGCAUCAACACCAUCAGCGAAGAAAUUGGAUGAGAAGCCGAGCACACCUAUAUCGAAACCAGUGACGCCGACUUCGGGCGCGAGCGGGGUGGGUGCAUCGGGGGCUCCGCUGAAGGCAGCGGUGAAGCCCCCGGCGCUGCAGUACCCGUACCUCGGCAAUGGUGCUCACGACGCCUACGGCCUCGCCGGAUACUCUGCCCGGGCGGCGCUCGCUUACGAGCCACUGCGUCCGCCCAUCGGGCCUUCUGCGCUUGCGCCUAUACCUGGCGGCAAACCAGCGUACUCAUUCCACGUGUCCGCGGAGGGGCAGAUGCAGCCGGUGCCCUUCCCCCCCGACGCGCUCAUGGGCCCCGGCAUCCCGCGUCACGCGCGCCAAGUGUCGGCGCUGGCGCACGGCGAGGUGGUCUGCGCGGUCACCGUAUCGUCGCCCACCAAGUACGUCUACACCGGCGGCAAGGGCUGCGUCAAGGUGUGGGACAUCAGCCAACCUAGCAAGGCGCCCGUUAGUCAGUUGGAUUGCCUGCAAAGGGACAACUACAUUCGCUCCGUGAAGCUGCUGCCGGACGGGCGCACGCUGAUCGUGGGCGGCGAGGCGUCCAACCUGUCCAUCUGGGACCUGGCGUCGCCCACGCCCCGCAUCAAGGCCGAGCUCACAUCCUCCGCGCCCGCCUGCUACGCGCUCGCCAUCAGCCCUGACUCGAAGGUGUGCUUCAGCUGCUGUUCAGACGGUAACAUUGCGGUUUGGGACCUUCACAACCAGACUCUAGUACGACAGUUCCAGGGACAUACGGACGGUGCUUCUUGUAUUGACAUAUCUGCGGACGGAACUAAACUCUGGACCGGCGGUCUCGACAAUACCGUCAGAUCCUGGGAUUUAAGAGAAGGAAGGCAAUUACAGCAACACGACUUCAGUUCACAGAUAUUUUCAUUAGGAUAUUGUCCCACAGGCGAGUGGCUGGCCGUGGGCAUGGAGAACAGCAACGUGGAGGUGCUGCACGCCGUGAAGCCGGACAAGUACCAGCUGCACCUGCACGAGUCGUGCGUGCUGUCGCUGCGGUUCGCGUCCUGCGGCAAGUGGUUCGUGUCCACCGGCAAGGACAACCUGCUCAACGCCUGGCGCACGCCCUACGGCGCCAGCAUAUUCCAGUCGAAAGAAUCAUCAUCGGUGCUCAGUUGCGACAUCUCCUCGGACGACAAAUACAUAGUGACGGGCUCAGGCGACAAGAAAGCCACAGUGUACGAAGUGAUCUACUAGUGUAGAGCUGACGAACUCAUAACUGACACUCGCACAAGCGAACAAGCGAACAAAACAGAUCAAUGUGAAGUGUGACUAGUGAUCGCGGACGUUCUGACGUGACGUUGCAAGUGGUGAUAUAGCUUUAGUGUAUGUAUAGAAUAUAUUGGGAAGCCUGUAUGUACUUAUGCGACUUGUUUAUAUAGAUUAGUGUGCGCGGUUUAUUUGUUAUGUUGAGCGCCCGUAGUGUAUGGUGGCAGCAGAUCUCAAAAUGAUGAUUUCGUUUCAAUAUUGUUGUAAAAUGCUCAUAUUAAAAAAAGAUAUGCGCAAAUUAUA
Molecule: messenger RNA, 2655 nt
Organism: Melitaea cinxia (Glanville fritillary)
Lineage: Eukaryota; Metazoa; Arthropoda; Insecta; Lepidoptera; Nymphalidae
Gene: Gro
Product: protein groucho-like
Exons: 16
Coding region: 205-2340 (711 amino acids)
Biological process (GO): regulation of DNA-templated transcription; negative regulation of canonical Wnt signaling pathway
Cellular component (GO): nucleus; transcription regulator complex
Molecular function (GO): protein binding; transcription corepressor activity
Source: RefSeq, a predicted model, not a curated record